Messenger RNA from Dromiciops gliroides (monito del monte), 1023 nucleotides. RefSeq names its product crystallin gamma N (gene CRYGN). The transcript is spliced from 4 exons. The record is from RefSeq and is a predicted model, not a curated record. Gene Ontology annotation, molecular function: structural constituent of eye lens. Gene Ontology annotation, biological process: lens development in camera-type eye; visual perception. NCBI's taxonomy places the organism in Eukaryota, Metazoa, Chordata, Mammalia, Microbiotheria, Microbiotheriidae. The coding region runs from base 356 to 907 and encodes 183 amino acids.
CUGGUGAAAGCAGGGUCAAUGGGGCAGCCCCGGGCCCUCCCCUGCAAAAGACGUGCCCAGAUGGCAGGAAAGCACUCAUCGUCACUAAUAGGUCGCGGCCCAGGCCAAGCAAAUCUUUUGUCCCACUAUCGGCUCUCAAUCAAACCCUGGCAUCAGCAGGGCCCUGGCAGGGGCAGGCUGCCGACGAAGCACUAGCUCUAAAGCCCUGGGGGCCGGGUCAUUGUCCCGAGGUCCCAGGCCCUGAGACGGCGCCUCCCCGCCCCUCUAUAUAUUGGGGCGUCCAACUACCCGCACGUCGCACGUCACGGCGGACUCUAGGGGUGCAUCUGGGGCUCUAGACAGCUGUAGGAGGAACAUGUCGCAGUAUUCCGGGAAAAUAAUUUUCUAUGAGGGCAAGUACUUCACUGGUCGGAAGCUGGAGGUCUGUGGGGACUGUGACAACUUCCAGGACCGAGGCUUCAUGAACAGGGUCAACUCUAUCCGAGUGGAGAGUGGUGCCUGGAUUUGCUUUGACCACCCAGACUUCCGAGGGCAGCAGUACAUCCUGGAACGUGGAGAGUACCCUGACUUCUAUCGCUGGAACGGUCACAACGACCACAUGGGCUCCUGUCGGCCAGUGGGAAUGCAUGGGGAACACUACCGCUUGGAAAUCUUUGAGGGUUGCAACUUCACAGGUCAGUGCCUGGAGUUUACAGAGGACUGCCCCUUCCUUCAGAGCCAGGGCUGGGCCAAGAACUGUGUCAAUGCUGUCAAGGUGUACGGGGAUGGAGCGUGGGUGCUUUAUGAAGAACCAAACUACCGGGGUCACAUGUAUGUGGUGGAGAGGGGAGAUUACCGAAGCUUCAAUGACUGGCAGGCCCACAGUGCCAAUGUUCAGUCCCUUCGAAAAGUUGUCAACUAUUUCUAACUUGGACCAAUGCUUCUGCUACCAUCUGGGAUGGAUGGAUCUCCAAGGGAACACCGGAGAAGUGUCCUGGUCUCCCCAAGUCAACACUCCCAGGAGACAAUGGGGAAUAAAGGCUA